Molecule: messenger RNA, 2164 nt
Organism: Hypomesus transpacificus
Lineage: Eukaryota; Metazoa; Chordata; Actinopteri; Osmeriformes; Osmeridae
Gene: ptdss1a
Product: phosphatidylserine synthase 1a
Exons: 13
Coding region: 431-1834 (467 amino acids)
Biological process (GO): phosphatidylserine biosynthetic process
Molecular function (GO): L-serine-phosphatidylethanolamine phosphatidyltransferase activity
Source: RefSeq, a predicted model, not a curated record
CAAGAUAUGAUAAGUUUAAAUUAUCUCUCGUGCGGGGCAAGGGACUUUGGGUAUGAGGAAAUACGCUUGAAUGACCUGGGGUGUGGGCUUGACGUUAAUUAACAUCCAUGGGGGACACUCACAUGUACCCCAAUCAAAAUACAGAGUUCACCUAAAAUUAUUUCUGUAAACUUAACCCUUCUGCUCGUCUCGCAAAUCAAGCACUGUUUAUGCCUUUUCAACGGACGACGUAUUUCUUUUUCUUUUUUUUGCGGUUUAUUAAAGUCAUUUUACUAAUAUGAUUUAGACUGGUGUUCGUAUGAUUGACUUGUUUAGCCUUACGAAAACAAAAUUAUUAAUUGCGUCUUUUGGCCUAAUGUUAUUGGCUAGCUAGCUGACGUUGCUAGCUAGCUAGCAUAGGAGGUUACGGUGCAUUCCUUCUUACUAUAGAAUGGCGUCUAUGUACUCCGGAUCCCAUACCCUGAGUAAAGAUGAUGUGAACUACAGAAUGCAUUUCCGCAUGAUCAACGAACAGCAAGUAGAAGAUAUCACCAUCGAUUUUUUCUACAAACCGCACACAAUAACACUGUUAACAUGCACAGUGCUCAGCUUGAUGUAUUUUGCAUUUACAAGGGAUGAUGGGAACCCUGACAGUAACUUAUGGGUGGGUCUGAUCUUAGUCAUCUCCUUCUUCCUGGUUAUAAGUAUCCUGGCCUUCCCAAACGGUCCAUUCACAAGACCACAUCCAGCGAUAUGGCGUGUGGUGUUUGGUCUAAGUGUCCUCUAUUUCCUGUUCCUGGUCUUUAUCAUCUUCCUAAACUGGGAGCAGGUGAAGCAGGUCAUGUACUGGCUGGACCCCAACCUGCGUUAUGCCAAAAGAGAGGCUGAUGUCAUGGAAUAUGCAAUAAACUGUCAUGUGAUCACCUGGGAGCGAAUCCUGAGCCACUUUGACAUCUUUGCCUUCAGUCACUUCUGGGGCUGGGGCAUGAAGGCCCUGCUCAUCCGCAGCUAUGGCCUCUGCUGGACCAUCAGCAUCACCUGGGAGCUGACAGAGCUGUUCUUCAUGCACUUGCUGCCUAACUUUGCGGAGUGCUGGUGGGACCAGGUGAUCUUGGACAUCCUGCUGUGUAACGGAGGGGGAAUCUGGCUGGGCAUGACCGUCUGUCGCUUUCUGGAGAUGAGAACCUACCACUGGGCGAGCAUCAAAGACAUCCACACCACUACGGGAAAGAUUAAGCGAGCUGCGCUCCAGUUCACCCCAGCAAGCUGGACCUAUGUACGCUGGUUCGACCCAAACUCUUCUCUCCAGCGCGUUACUGGGGUCUAUCUGUUCAUGAUCAUCUGGCAGCUGACCGAGUUGAACACGUUCUUCCUGAAGCACAUCUUUGUCUUCCCAGCAUGCCACGCACUCACUUGUUGUCGAAUCCUCUUUGUUGGCAUCAUCACGGCUCCCACCGUGAGGCAAUAUUAUGCAUACCUAACAGAUACACAGUGUAAAAGAGUUGGAACGCAGUGCUGGGUCUUUGGGGCGAUAGCCUUCCUGGAGGCCUUGGCAUGUGUUAAGUUUGGACAGGACUUGUUCUCCAAAACCCAGAUUCUUUAUGUGAUCCUCUGGCUCUUGUGUGUGGCCUUCAUCACGUUCCUGUGCCUAUAUGGAAUGGUGUGGUAUGCAGAAAACUACGGCCCAAGAGAAAAGAGCCUCUCAGAAUGCGAGGACAGCAACAUCGAAUCCACCGACUACGAAUCGGAAAUUCUCAAAGAGGAGACGGACGUAGUGGGUGAAGUCUCAUCUACCAGACAAAGAGGAAGGGGCUCAGGGACGAACAAAUCGAUCAACGGUGUAGGGACCCAGUAAUGACGAGAGCUCAGGGGUGUAGGGCCCCUCGCUCCUCGCAUGGCAGAGCUAGGAGAGAAGGAGGAGGAGUAGGAGGCUGGAAGAAGUUAACACUUCCCGGGGCAUUUCAACACGUUACAGAGAACCACUCACCCACAACAGAGAGGUUGGGCACCGAAGACACCCUUGAGUGGACGAACGUGUCCAUACAGUGUUAGAAAGAGAGGGGUCUAAUCUGCCGAGACUGGCACCGGUACUGGUGGCUUAGUCAGGGCCUUGCUCCUACCCUACUGUGUGUGUGUGUGUGUGUGUGUGUGUGUGUGUGUGUGUGUGUGUGUGUGUGUGUGUGUG